Trichoderma harzianum CBS 226.95 is the source of this 1205-nucleotide messenger RNA. RefSeq lists its product as hypothetical. The transcript is spliced from 4 exons. Gene Ontology annotation, molecular function: hydrolase activity. The coding region runs from base 1 to 1131 and encodes 376 amino acids. The record is from RefSeq and is a predicted model, not a curated record. Lineage: Eukaryota; Fungi; Ascomycota; Sordariomycetes; Hypocreales; Hypocreaceae.
AUGAGCAGCGAAACUCGUGAACCAGUGCGCACCGAUGCACCAACAGUGCUACACAAACUACCGCCUCUGACGACAAAGAUAUUGCUAAAAGAGGUCAUUUGGCCUCCAAAUGUGAGGCCUGAUCUUAUCAAGACGUAUCAAUGCCGGCCUCAUCUACCAGUUCGGAUUUUCCUACCAGCUUCCCACGAUGCGCCGUCGCCGCAUGCCUAUCCUGUUCUGUUUGUUAUAGUUAGAGGUAGAUGGUUUAUAGGCUACAAUAAGGAGCACGAUGAGUGGAAUCGUGCCUUCGCUGAUACCCAGUCUACUGUUGUUAUUAGACUUGACCAUUCCAAGGCACCGAGAACCCAGUUUCCUAGACCAGUUCACGACAUUGAAGCCUUGAUGCUUGCCGCACUAGCUGAUGAAACCAUCCCCAUUGAUCGCUCAUCUCACCCCCCUAUGAAUCGCGUUGCUAUCCUCGGGUUUGCCUCCGGAGGCAACCUCGCGCUCGCAGUCAGCCAACUACCCUCAAUACACAAUCAUUCCCUUGCGCCGGCUGCUGUCAUGUGCGUCGCCGGUGUUCUCGAUUUAUCAAUCCCAACAGAGAGAAAGCUGGAGAAUCGAUAUUACAAGCCAGCCUUGAAGCCUUCAAAGCGCUGUGGCAAAGACAGUCUCGGCCCCGUCAUGCCGGCUCUGUGCUGGGGAUACGUUCCGUACGGCGUGGACCUGUACCUGUCGAUGCUCCCCGCUCAUGUGGGAUUGGUUGGCGCUGAGCUCGACUUUCUUGCGCACGAAGCCUGGCGCUUGGCAUGCCGGCUGUCGCGUGAAGAUGCGAGAGUUGACCACGGAACGCCAGAUCCCGAGAGCAGGGAGACCCAGUGGCGAAUUGUUGGACAAGAACAAGUUCAUUCUGGCAAUCCCCUGCGCGGGCUCGGGGAGGGAGUUCCUGAUGAGCGGUUUGCGUUUGAAGAGCAUUGGCAGGGCGGUGGCGUCAAGUGGUUACUCAUCCCAGACGUCUUACAUGGAUUUGAUAACCGCUUUUACCGCGAGAUGGAUACUCGUCGAGAGGAUAUCCGGGAUGCAGAGGUAAAGACUGAGGCAUACAUGAGAGAGCUGGGAACAUGGUUACGAGAACGAGUGUGGAGAUUGUAGCACAUGAGUAUUUUCACGGUCUUUUGAUGCCUGACAGAUAAGUAAUUCGCAGGUCAGAUUGUAUUACAUACGGG